Molecule: messenger RNA, 2067 nt
Organism: Magallana angulata
Lineage: Eukaryota; Metazoa; Mollusca; Bivalvia; Ostreida; Ostreidae
Product: pentatricopeptide repeat domain-containing protein 3, mitochondrial-like
Exons: 25
Coding region: 66-2048 (660 amino acids)
Biological process (GO): mitochondrial translation
Cellular component (GO): mitochondrion
Molecular function (GO): ribosomal small subunit binding; protein binding; rRNA binding
Source: RefSeq, a predicted model, not a curated record
CCUUGACGUCGAUGCGAAUCUUCUUAUUAUAAAUGUUUUGAUUCAUUUCUUCAUGUGUUUAUAAAAUGGGAACAUGUUUAAGAGGUUCAAAUGUUUUAUGGAAGGCAAAAUUAUUUCAGAGGAUACAGUUAAUCCAAUGUGCAUCAUGUUCACAACUACAGAAUUCCAGCAUGAAGGGCUCAUAUCCCAGAAUUUCAGCCCCCAUGAAGAUAAAAAGAUCUCCGACGGCAGUACUUGAAGCACUCGAAGAAACAGUCGGCCAUGAGUGCAGAGAUUACGGAGUAUAUCAAAUAGACGAUCCGUUCCUAUAUUACAACCAUUACAGAAAGGUUACUGUCAUGCUAGCUAAUAUAUCAGGGAGAAAAACGGGCAAACUGAUGGCCGAAAAGUAUGCAGCCUUGUUUGAGGGGACCCCAGCUCACACCCCAGUGGAACCUCCCAUUGAGGCAUUUAAUCCCAUGGAGGAGGUAAAGGAAGAUGAUAUAGAGGAGGCGAUCAAAGAAUACAUCAAGAGAAGAGAUGUAGACAAAGUGAUCGAACUCUGCGAAUCGGAACAAUUGACAGAUGGUAGUACCUUGAGUGACGAAACUUAUGAAAGUUUGAUAUACUUCUUAAGCUUUCACCUAGAAACAGAUCACAGCAUUACAGAUGCUCAGGAAGCGGAGCUCAACAACAGAGUGAGAGGAGGAAAGAGGUAUGAGUUUUUAGUUACAAAGUUUCUAUGCGAGGAAAAGCAGACUCCAGAGCUAUUUAAUGCAGUUUUACGCUUCUAUCUUACCAGCAGGAGUCCUAGUAAUAUUCAAAAUAGAAAAAAGCAAUAUGAGUUGUCCUUAAAGAGCAAAGUUCCAUUAGAACGACUGACAUACCACUAUCUCCUUGCCAAUUCAAGAAAAGUCUUGGAUGAUUUGAGUAUUGCUAAAAGUGUAGAGAGAAUGAUGUAUGACAUGAAAGCGGCUGGCUACAGCCCCACCCUAGAGACAUUCAACCACGCCCUGAUGGGGCUUGUGUGGCCGAAGGAGUUCAACAACGGAGACGAAGCCGUUAACUUGGAAUUCAGCUUGAAGCUAAUUGCAGAAAUGAAACAACUCGGAAUAGAGCCCAGUCUGGACACAUGGAGUAUAUUCAUCUCACAGUUUGAUACACAAGUAUUUCCAAAGGGUCGCAAUUCGGAUGUAAUGCGGAUAAUGAAUAGUAUAAUGGAUGAGAUCGAGGAUAAAAAGUUUAAGGAUGUUGGCAAAGAAGGCAGGAUGUUUUUGCCAAAAGCAAUGAAAGUGGCUCUAUUUCAUCAGGACCUGGAAUUUGCCUAUAGACUGGAUGCGUUCUACAAAAAAGGCCAGAACUACAAAAUAAUGAGUGACAUCGACUUGUACAAACAUAGGAUGAUACUGUUUAUUUUGGCUGCCUACUUGGAGUCAGACAUGGCAAAGGUUGUCUCCCUGGUUACUGCUCUUCAGCCAAUGGAUGAAGUAUAUUUCCUACCAGGACUCCGUGUGUUUAUCAACUCCUUAAAAGUGACUAAAUCAUACCAAUUUAUUCCUGAUUUACUCCCAACUUUCCAAACCAGCCAUCGCUGUAUCCACCAGAUUUUAGACUUUUUAGCAGAUAAAAAACAGCCACAGAUGAUUCAGAUGAAGAUGUCUGAAUAUGUCAAAGAUCUUCUGGAGUUAAUGCCUGCUCUGAUGACGAGAAAUGUGAGAUUUUACAUUGAGACCUAUGAGUUUAUGAUGAUCAUCGCACUGAAUGCAGAUAACAUGAAUCUUGCUUGGGAUAUAUUCUCUUUCUUGGUAGAAAACAGGAAAAAUAUUAGAGGAGAGCUUAUGAACAUCAAACCUUUUGAAGAUUUGCUGAACUUUUAUAUUGAUGCCGAUGAUCUAAGAAACUGCAGUGAGAUAGUCAAGUUUGUGGCCAAAGAUUGUCCACCAGAGGUUGCUAAAGCCAUGAUCGAGAAAAUCGAGAUGAAUGUGCCAAUGAAUGAAUUAGAAAGAACACAGUUAGAAAAGAUGAGGGAAAUGACAGCGAGGACGUAUAGGAAAUAUUCCGUUCAAUAAAAUGACCGUUGUAUCUGUA